Aspergillus versicolor CBS 583.65 is the source of this 1365-nucleotide messenger RNA. Its product is annotated as Ras-GEF domain-containing protein. Gene Ontology annotation, biological process: Ras protein signal transduction; positive regulation of GTPase activity. Lineage: Eukaryota; Fungi; Ascomycota; Eurotiomycetes; Eurotiales; Aspergillaceae. Bases 1 to 1365 code for a protein of 454 amino acids. Gene Ontology annotation, molecular function: guanyl-nucleotide exchange factor activity. Gene Ontology annotation, cellular component: plasma membrane. The transcript is spliced from 3 exons. The record is from RefSeq and is a predicted model, not a curated record.
AUGGACGCUGGCUCGAGCCAUGUCGAGUUUCCGCAGGGCAUUAUCUACGAGGAUAACGAGAUGGAGGAUGCUGUCAGGGCUGGAUCGCUUGAGGCGCUGGUGGACAAUCUGACUCGUCCUGAUAAGCUGGACGCGGCGUUCAAUCGGGCUUUCCUGACGACAUAUAGCUAUUUUGCGUCUGGAGAGGAUGUUCUUCACCUGCUCAUGGACCGGUUUGACUGUCUGCCGCCUGAAACGCUUAGUCCAACGAAGAGAGGGGAAUGGAUAAGAGAGACGAAGCCUGUGAUCCAGUUGAGGGUGGUGAAUGUGCUGAGGCAGUGGCUGGAGAGCUUCUGGAUGGAGCCCCCGGGGCCAGAGACACAUAGGAAUCUGCUGAAGCUGCAUCUGUUUGUUUCUGAAUCGAUCUCUAACGAGGCCAGUGCCGGGCAGCAGCUUCUUGCAAUCGUCCAGUCCCGGCUCUCCGGUGGUGAGCGUGUCAAGAGGUCCCAGCCUUCAUUUUCCAGUGCCCCAAAGCCCAUUCUCCCCCGGAAGCUGGACAAGCUGCAGUUCCUCAAGAUCGAUGCGACAGAGAUUGCCCGGCAGUUGACGCUGAUGGAGGCGUCCGUCUUUGCCAAAGUACGGCCAACGGAACUGCUGAACAAGAACUGGCAGAAGAAAGAGAGCGAAGAUGAACCUACGCCUGCGCCGAAUGUGCGAGAGUUAAUUCGAUCCUUCAACCAGCUGUCGAGCUGGGUUGCUGCUGUGAUUAUUGCGGAAUCGGACUUGAAGAAGCGCACGCAGAUUAUAGGGCAUCUAGUCAACGUGGCCAAUGCAUGCCACGAGCUGCAGAAUUACUCUGCUGUGAUCUCGAUCCUUUCCGGCCUCGAAAGCGCCCCUGUCUACCGGCUUGCUCGCACCUGGGCGAUGGUCACAGAGCGCACCUGCAGCAUUCUGGAGCCAUUGCAGGCUCUGACAGCGACUGAUCAGAACUACCAGAGCUAUCGCGAUGCUCUACGCUGCGCAGUCCCGCCAUGCAUUCCUUUUCUCGGACUCUUCCUUAAGGACCUGGUCUUUAUCGAAGAGGGAAACCAGGCCUUGACACCGGAAGGACUGAUCAAUUUCACAAAGUACUCGAUGCUGGCGUCCACCAUCCACGAAGUCCAGCGCUUCCAGCAGGUGCCGUACUGCCUCCAGCCCGUGCCAGAAAUCCAGGAAUAUCUGUCAGCCCAAUUUCAGUCUACCGGCGACGUGCACGAGCUGUGGGAACGCAGUUGCCAGCUGGACCCGCGGGGACGAGGGGAUGGCAGUCGAUCGCGCGACACGUACACCGCAACCGGGGGGAUGACGACGUCAAUGGUGGUCGCAUGCAUGAUCCUCGACGACUGA